AUGAACACCAUACAGCUCAAUAAACCCCAUCCUGCAGAGGAGUUUCUGAAAUCUGGGCAGGGUCUGACCAGCUCUGGGAGAAUUGCUUUCCCUGGCUGCGUCCUCCCAAAUUGCAGUGACUGUGUCGUGUCGUUCCCCGGAAAAUAUGGUGCAGAGUGGGAUGCGGCAGUGUUGGCUGCACGCAUGACAACGCAGCAUCCGCUGUCAUUGGCCUGCGUCUUCUUCACGGAUAAGGAGUCUGGUCUUGGCUGUCACGGUACUAACCCAGAUUCAGGUACAAACCAAUGCUGGUGCCCGACUAUUUACGGCAAAAUCUCAUUCGACGCUUACCUAUGUGUGGUGGACCUCAGGCAAAUUACCGAAGACGAGUUGGAGCGUAGGGAAGCAGACGCCGCAGCUAUGGGGCAGUGCUUGGUGAAGAGAACCAAGCUGGACACGGACAAACAGUGGCGCAGAAAGCUCGAACAAGCAAGGCUCGAAGCGGAGGCAAACUGCGCUGCAAAUCGUGGGCGCGCCCCAUGGGGGUGCCACUGGUUCGAAAAGUGGCAGCAGAACGUGGAAUUGGCGGUGCAGCGAGGUCAAACCUUGCACGUCUUCUAUUUCGAGAAUAUGAAAGGCGAAGGCAAGAUGAAAUGGGAGGAUCUGUGCGACCAGCGCGCGAAGGCAGACGCUCGACGAUAUAGCGGCCUUGGGGUGUCUCAAACUGCCGAAGUCGCUUACCUGGAUAUGCGGCACAUCUGCUACGUUGAGCAUGACAUCACCGAGUUCAAGGCCAUCCUGGAGAAAGGCUGGCAUCGAUACCAGGAGGAAAAUCUCCGGCUGCCUCAGCCCACGAGAGCGCGCGGCCGCACGCAGGCAGUAAGGGAGGUGGAGCUGGGUCCAAUAUCUCGAGCCAGGGCAGACAGAAGGAUGACGAUUCGGUAG
Molecule: messenger RNA, 924 nt
Organism: Symbiodinium natans
Lineage: Eukaryota; Dinophyceae; Suessiales; Symbiodiniaceae
Source: the annotation of a GenBank genome assembly